This is a messenger RNA of Aspergillus uvarum CBS 121591, 979 nucleotides long. RefSeq names its product DUF3602 domain-containing protein. The transcript is spliced from 6 exons. Bases 314 to 709 code for a protein of 131 amino acids. NCBI's taxonomy places the organism in Eukaryota, Fungi, Ascomycota, Eurotiomycetes, Eurotiales, Aspergillaceae. The record is from RefSeq and is a predicted model, not a curated record.
AAGAGAUUAAGUUUUCCACGGUCCCUUGACCUCGGAAGCGAGAGAGUCAUCUCGAACCCUCCGAAGGCGCGGUGGCUCAGCCCGACAAAGCACUAGGGCAGCAUCCGUAAUCCGUUGCGACACGAGCUAUUAUAUAUUGAGACGAACCUCCAUCCCGCCACCAUAAUCCGGGCACAUUCUCUUUCGGUUCCCUGCAUAUUGAAGCACGCACAGAGAUUGCACAGUCUCUACUUCAAAGACGACUCUUUUUUCAAUCUACAAGACACCAGACCCCGAAACACACAGCGCAAUUCCCUACGGGCUAGAAAGCGAAAUGGGCGAACACGAUCCCAUUGUCUCGCACGGCCGAGGAGGCCAAGGCAACAUCGGCGCCGACUCAACCGAAUACGUCGACGCCGCCAUCAUCCGUGAAGGCGUCUACGGCGACCAAGGCGACGGCGCCUACUCCGCCGGUCGCGGCGGAGCAGGCAACAUCGGCUCCCCGCACGUCCGUCCCACCUCGAAGGUGCCGCACGACGCGGAAAUGAUCCCCGAGCUGGCGAUCCGGCAGUCCGUCGAUGGGGAUUAUCAUACUGGUCGCGGCGGACAAGGCAACGUGCAUCUCGACGAGGAACACCGCAAGGAGAAGGAGAAGAAGCAUCAGCACCGGCAUGAUCAGUAUGAGGGGUUGGCGGAUAAAUUGAAGUAUAAGAUUUUUGGGCGGAAGUGAAUCGCCCACAAAAUCACUGGGUGGGGUUUUCUCUGAAAGAAAGGGGGGAUGGUAUUUAUGGAGGUGGUUGCUGCGGUGGGUUGUCUUCUUCUGUCUUGGGCUUGGAUUUUUCUUUUGAUUCCCUGGUUUGUUUGGUUGUUUGGUCGUUUACAAUUACGAGUAAGAUAUUGGAUGGAGAGGAGGUAGUGUUGGUAAUAAUUAGUCCAUUUUCUGGCAAAUCUUGCAAUGUACUUCCUAUACACCGUCUAUAAUAGGUAUAAUGACAACAGC